AUGUAAUAAUGGGAUUUAGUAAAUGAAUCAAGUGAUUAGUUACGAUUGUUUAGUUAUUGUUUUAUAGUGUGGAGUGCCUUAUUUAUACUUUGCUACGAUAGAAUCAGAUUGAAUAACCUUAGUUCCAAAAAGCAAAUAGAUGUUUUCAAUAGAGUGGUAUCAAUUUUGCACGGACAAUUCACUUUUUGGGGAUCACUCAUAGUUAUACUUUCUCAGACCCCUUACCAAUUAUAGGAAAUGAAUUCCUCUGAAAUGCAAUUCGUUAUGAUCGUCAGCGCAGGUUAUUUUGCAUACGACGUCAUAAUUUGCACUUAUUUCGAUUUGUAUGACUAUUGGCUGAUAUUCCAUCACAUAAUUAGUUUGAUGGCUUUUGGAGAAAGCAUUCUGAAUAAAAAAUAUGGACAUAUUAUUAUAUGUAAAUAGUUAUACUCAUAAAAACUAUAUAGUCGGUAUGUUCAUCACUGAAAUAUCUAAUUUGCCUAUGCAUCUGAGACAUAUCUUGGGUUGUUUCGGAUUAAGACAAACAAAGAUAUAUGAAUCAAUUGAAUUACUCUACUUCUCACUCUUCUUAAUAUUUAGAGGUAUCUUGAGUCCGGUCUUACUAAUAAGAACUUAUGAGGAUCUACACGCUCCCUUAUUGAUUAAAAUCUCUGCAUCUGGAUUGCUAUUGUAUUCAGUCUAUUACAUCAUAGAGUAAUUAAAAAUUCUACAUCUAUUUUUAGAAUGAUCAAAAUUACUUAAAGAAAGAUCAGAUCGUACAGGGAUCGGAAGAGAAGAAACCUCAGUAUGUAUUGGUUUGUUCAGAAUCCUCUACUACCAACUCAAAAAUAUGUAGACUCCAUAUUAUGA
This is a messenger RNA of Paramecium octaurelia, 849 nucleotides long. Lineage: Eukaryota; Ciliophora; Oligohymenophorea; Peniculida; Parameciidae. The record is from the annotation of a GenBank genome assembly.